Molecule: messenger RNA, 2060 nt
Organism: Actinia tenebrosa (Australian red waratah sea anemone)
Lineage: Eukaryota; Metazoa; Cnidaria; Anthozoa; Actiniaria; Actiniidae
Product: zinc finger HIT domain-containing protein 1
Biological process (GO): chromatin remodeling
Source: RefSeq, a predicted model, not a curated record
CAGACUGCAGGAAGAAAAUCCAAGAUGGAGGUGGUUGAAAAGAGAGAGUCAGGUCGAAUCAAAGAUUCAGCUUCCAAAAGGAUACUCGAUAAAGCGACAAGAAAACGAAGGCAGCAGCGUCAGCUAGAAGCACUUGAAAAGGACAACACCCAUGAAGAUCCACAUGGACAUCUUAAUGUUUUACAGACAAAGAUAAGAAUCCCUGCUUUUAAUGAUACUAUGGAUGACAAGAAAAAAAAGAAAAAAUCCAAAACAGGAGAGCAUUUUAAGCAGAGAUUCAAAAGAACAUUUGCUGCACUACUUGAAGAAGCACAACAAGAACUAGAAGAAGGUGAACCAAGUUACGCUUCUGCUAACGUCCCUCCAUCAAGAUUUCCUGAAAGACAUUUCUGUGCAGUCUGUGGAUUUCCAUCAAAUUAUACCUGUGUAUCGUGUGGAGCUCGCUACUGCUGUGUUCGAUGUCUUGGUACCCACCAAGAUACCAGAUGUUUAAAGUGGACGGUAUGAACUUAUGCUCAUCGACCAAGACAUCAUCAUCAGGGCUUAAAGAUGGACACGAUAAAAGGUGUAUGUUUGCUAAUUAGUAUUAUUUAUGACCCCAAGUGCAGCAUUCUUUAAGGUUUGACACUGGGCCUGACGUGUCAUUAUUUAUGAUCGAGAUCAAGGAUUUCCUAGGGUUUCAUCCCGUUGAAAGCUUAUGCGGUACGAUAAACGUGACUUGGUUCUCAGCUAUUGCGGGUGUUGCGUGACUGAAGGAUUUCCUAAAGUUUACUGCAAUGGAAACAAAUGUCGUACGACAAACGUGACUUGGUUCUCAGCUAUUGCGGGUGUUGCGUGACAGAAGGAUUUCCUAAAGUUCACCGCACUGGAAGCAAAUGUCGUACGACAAACGUGACUUGGUUCUCAGCUAUUGCGGGUGUUGCGUGACUGAAGGAUUUCCUAAAGUUUACCGCACUGGAAGCAAAUGUCGUACGACAAACGUGACUUGGUUGCCAGCUGUUGCGGGUGUUGCGUGUGUUUUAACAUCAAGUACAAAAUCACUCGGAUAUCAAAACCAAAUGAAAAGGUUGAAAAAUUAAGGAAACUGCACGCAUUUCUUCUCGAUUGUUCAAACUGACCAGUUUGGGCAUAGUUAAUGGAGCUCCAUUAACUGUGGUUUCUGUGGGUGUUUUUACAACAUAACACAGUUACAAAGACUGAAUGAUUUGAUUAAUCAUCUCAGGAAAUAAUUUUGAAGCAGUUUCCAGUCAUUUCUAGAAAGUGUUCGAAAUCUUAAUGAACCUAACAGGAUUUUAGUUUAGAUCUUACUGAUUACUUCUCUACUACUGAAAAGUUCAUCUUUAUGAUCAAACACCGUUUGCGCCAUGAUCAAGUCUAUACUGUAAAGUGUCUUACAUUUACAUGUAUAUUUUUUUUUAUUCCAUGGUAUUUUGGAAUAAAGCUGACGUUAUGGAAUCAGAAAAUAGCGAGGUUUCAAGUGCUAGCAACAACAGCAACAAACAAAGAUAGAUAGGUCAUUGUUUAUAAAUACAAUGCGGCAUAAUAUGUUUGGCGUAAAUUUAGAUGUAAAAAUAAACCAAAAAUUGAAAAAAUAAAUUAUAAUAUAAAUAUGAAAAAUGUGUACUUCAAAGGCUAGUAUGAAUACUUAGUAUAAUUUUAGCCUUGAAUCUAGAGUUUCUCGCGCUGUGAUUGGUCGAGCGAGCGGUGAUUCUGAGACGAUAAUCACUGCUCGAGCAGUGAUUAUGAGGUUUUUUCAAAGUUUGCCAGAUCGGAAGUAAUACUAAAACGUUUAAAACCCAGAAUUCACUAAUUCUCUGUUAUGCAGCGUUAAAAAUGGGAUUUGUGAAUUUUAUUUAAAAUUUGUUUGAGUGGCCUUGGUUGAUGCAGUGUCGCACUGUAAAUAUAAUAUAAAUUUUAACACUAGAAGAGCAGUUUAACAAAAAGAGUUCCUAAAUCUGUCUUUGCGUGUAUGAGUGGUGAUUUGGGAGUACGGCCAUGACGUAUUUCCGGCUACUCAAUAUAACCUGAAUUAUACAUAAAAACAGGAUUCGUUCUUAAAA